Molecule: messenger RNA, 417 nt
Organism: Pelodiscus sinensis (Chinese soft-shelled turtle)
Lineage: Eukaryota; Metazoa; Chordata; Testudines; Trionychidae
Source: RefSeq, a predicted model, not a curated record
CAAUUACUUCUUGUAUUUGAUUCAUAAGAUUCAACUUUAAAAGAUUGAGAAGUUGAGCAGAAGCUUUUGGUGUGUGUGUGUUCGUGCACACUGAAUGCUGGAGAGAAAAAAGCAUUCAUUCAGAUUGAGGAAGAGAGCUGGGAGAGCCUGGGAGAAAGGAACUGGCCAACAGCUAUAUGAAUGUCCAAUAUGUGGUCUUGUCUGUGCAAACUAUCAGAUUCUCCAGGAACAUGUUGACUUGCACUUAGAAGAGCACCACUUUUCACAAGGUAUAAAUGUAAGUGGAUUAAGUGAUCUGGAACUGGCUCAGCAGCUCCAAAAUGAAGAAGACAAACAGCAAGAACUAGAAGAAGCUAGACGAGAAAGAGAGGAAUUCCAAAAACUGCAGGUACUGUAAAUGUUUUCCAUGCCAUCCAA